AUGAGGUCGAACGGGGGGAUCCACCAUCAUGCGGCCAAUCUGAAGCCAGUCCCGUUGCUGGCAACUUCCAAGGAAGGAACAGCAACCAUCGCCAUGGAAGCACUGCUCACAAGAGGCAGAGAGAUUCCUUUGGAUUCAAGUGAUUCCCAUUGCCCACAAGAAUGGGGCGUCUUCAUUUACCAGGUCGUCGGGUACACGAGUGACGAUAUCGUCGUUCGACGGGCGGCUCUGGCCCUUGGGUCAUCUGAGUUUGGUGAAUGGGAGACAUUUCCAGCCACAGAAGCCACAGGAGGGGACAGAGAGCGUGCGAGCGUCUGGGGCCAAGCGGAGAGGAUUGUUGAUGUUGUUGAUGUUGUUGUUGCGAGAGAUGGCAUGCCGACUUCGUCUUAUUAUCAAUCUGACUAA
Messenger RNA from Penicillium diatomitis, 405 nucleotides. RefSeq lists its product as uncharacterized. The transcript is spliced from 3 exons. The record is from RefSeq and is a predicted model, not a curated record. NCBI's taxonomy places the organism in Eukaryota, Fungi, Ascomycota, Eurotiomycetes, Eurotiales, Aspergillaceae. Bases 1 to 405 code for a protein of 134 amino acids.